This is a messenger RNA of Pelagomonas calceolata, 1107 nucleotides long. NCBI's taxonomy places the organism in Eukaryota, Pelagophyceae, Pelagomonadales, Pelagomonadaceae. The record is from the annotation of a GenBank genome assembly.
CGCUGUCUUUGUGAGGCGCGUCGGCGGCGCGAUUUAGGUGCUGGUCCCAAGUGCUGCUUUUGUGCGGCUGCGGCGCGCGCGAGUGCUCUGCUUUCCGUUGCAGAGUUGCGCGGCGGUUCCCUGGUGUUGAUGCACGGCACAGGUCGAGCGAUAAUAGAGCAGUGCGGUUGUUAAGAGCCGUAAAUGCGAUGUCGCCCAGCAGGCAGCUCUGCCUGCAGCAAAAUGCUCUGGAGCUGCUAAGCGCCAACGCACCAGCAGAGACCUCUCACGAGCUCGUGACAACCACAAAAGAGUGUCAGAGGCUCUACAAGGGCCGCGAGUUCGCCCGCACGGCUGUGAGAACAUAGUGCCAAGGAGAGCGGCCCAGCCAACAGCCGCCCGCGCGCCGAAAACGCGUCUCAUCGUCGACGAGGGCGACGGCCGCAGCGUCUGGCGACAACUGCGCACGGUAACGCCGGGCGUGGCGCCUCUCCGGACGGUCGUCGCGAGGACGAGUCGCGCCGAUGGUCUUCUUCUUCUACGCCGGCGGCAACGGCGCCCAGGGCGCGCUCGUCUCCGUCGCCGUGAGCGCGGGCCUCAUGCUCUUACAAAGAGGCGCGCCCGAGCAUUUGGUACCGUUGCUCACGUGCGGCCUCGUCAUAGCGGCCGUCGCCGCACCAACCAUCCUCGAGUCCUUGAGGACCGCGGCGACGGCGCCGCCGCCGCGGCCACCACCUAGAGAUGAGAGAGCCUUCGCGCAAGCGGUCGAGCGCGUGCGCAAGAUGCGCACGGAAAUUUACAAAGAGCCGCGCCACCUGUCGGUCGCCGAGUUGAGACGGCGCCUCGGCUCGAAGGCCCGCGCGUGCCUCGAGCGCCGAGAUCUGGAAAAAGCGUUCGCGGACCGUUUUGAUUGCUGCGCGAUCUGCAGCGAGACCUGGGAGAGCGACGACGUCUACCGCGUCUUACCGAGGUGCGGCCACUGCUUCCACGUCGAGUGCAUCGACCGGUGGGCGUUGUUGAGCGCGGGCAGGGGCAAGCGGCCGACGUGCCCGCUCUGCAACGCCCAGCUGUGACUCCCCUUUCCCUCUGCUCGAUGGCGUGGACGUUCGCGAACUGUGUAAAACUGAA